Molecule: messenger RNA, 1140 nt
Organism: Perca fluviatilis (European perch)
Lineage: Eukaryota; Metazoa; Chordata; Actinopteri; Perciformes; Percidae
Product: urotensin-2-like
Exons: 5
Coding region: 283-753 (156 amino acids)
Biological process (GO): regulation of blood pressure; blood vessel diameter maintenance
Cellular component (GO): extracellular region
Molecular function (GO): hormone activity
Source: RefSeq, a predicted model, not a curated record
GGGUGUGUUUGCCUUGCGGGUUUACUUGUUUUUAACUACAGUCACAUCAGGGAGGGGCAAGGAGACGGUGUUUUUAUGACUGCUAAACAGGUUUUGACGGACUGGUUGUGCACAUGGAGACGUGUUUAGUUAAGAGCGCAGGCCGAAUGGGUUUUCAAAAUAGUAAAGAGUCUCCAACUGUAAGCUUCUUAAUAGGGGCACUGAAAGGACCCCGUUUGGCCGUGUCAGUUUCCUAAGAGGAUAGUUAAUCCAAGAUCCAGCAGAUCAGAACAGAAAUUGGCAAUGGCAUUUGAACACCAGAGGCUAAGAUCUACUAAAGGGGACCACCGUGCGAAUCAGAUCCACUUCCAGCAACAGCGUCCUGUAGUGAUGAAGUGUAACCUUCUCCUGUCCUGGGCCUUCCUGCUCUUGGCCUCUGGCCCACUGCUGGCCCACCCCAUCACAGACUCUGCAGAGAUGCCCUAUCCAGGACCUGUAUCAGUGGAGGACGGAGGAGUCGGCGCCCUGGAUGAUCUGUCUCUCUCUGAGCAAACCUUCCCUCCUCAGGAUGGCGGGCUCAGAUAUUCCACUCUAAUAUCUGGGGAGUUUAACCGAGAUGGUGUCAGAACAGGCCUGCUUCCGAGGGGGAUGAAAAGAGAGGUCCUAUUGGAGAAACAGAGUCUCCUAAAUCCUUUCAGCCGUGUGCUGGGCAUCCGGAAGCAGUUCAGGAAGCGAGCAGGGAAUUCUGAGUGUUUCUGGAAGUACUGCGUCUAAAACUGUCAACAGACAUUGACGCUACACAAGAGACAGGGCUUGCACUAAAACAAAGAUACAUAUCUUGCACUCACAUUAAAACAUGCAAACAAAAUAAGAAACAUCAUACAUGUAUAUACUGUAUGUGCGCAUAUGCAUGCCCAGGUGCAUGUACUCACACAUACACACUCACAUACAUAAGCGCUGUCAGUAUUUGUUCACAAAAAGAACAAUGCCAUAGGUAUGAUUGAGACAAGUUGCCUGGGGACUUAAUGAUAAUUUAUUGAGAUAUCUUUUAUGUUGUGUGAAACUAUAUUUAUGUACACACAUUUGUUAAAAGUCCUUGGUUGUCUAAUGCAAGACCAAAUGUAUUUUAAUUGUAAAAGUCAAAGGUUAUACAGCACUGGA